Molecule: messenger RNA, 426 nt
Organism: Plasmodium reichenowi
Lineage: Eukaryota; Apicomplexa; Aconoidasida; Haemosporida; Plasmodiidae
Product: AP-2 complex subunit sigma, putative
Exons: 3
Coding region: 1-426 (141 amino acids)
Biological process (GO): vesicle-mediated transport; intracellular protein transport
Cellular component (GO): intracellular membrane-bounded organelle; membrane coat
Source: RefSeq, a predicted model, not a curated record
AUGUUGAAUUUUAUAUUGCUACAAAAUAGACAAGGAAAAACCCGGUUUUCCAAAUGGUAUAUAAACUGCAACGAAAUGAAACAAAAAAAAAUAGAAAGAGACAUAAAUAAAAUAUUAAUAAACAGAAGUAGAUCAUAUGCAAAUAUUUUCGUUUAUGAAAAUUUUAAGAUAGUAUAUAGGUUAUAUGCAGGACUUUAUUUUGUGGUAUGUAUAGAAAACGAGAAUGAAUUAUACAUCCUUGAGUUCAUUCAUUUUAUGGCUCAACUUUUAGAUACCUUUUUUACAAAUGUUUGUGAAUUAGAUUUGCUUUUUAAUUUUCAUUUUUUAUAUUAUUUUUUCGAUAAUAUAAUAUUGGGUGGAUAUAUAUAUGAAAUUAAUAGAAACAUUAUAUUAGAUAAAAUAAAUAAAAUAAAAAAGUUAAUAUGA